Molecule: messenger RNA, 2337 nt
Organism: Coffea eugenioides
Lineage: Eukaryota; Viridiplantae; Streptophyta; Magnoliopsida; Gentianales; Rubiaceae
Product: small G protein signaling modulator 1
Exons: 5
Coding region: 56-1945 (629 amino acids)
Biological process (GO): activation of GTPase activity
Molecular function (GO): GTPase activator activity
Source: RefSeq, a predicted model, not a curated record
AAAAAAAAUGGUCCAACACUCCAACUAAAGUGAAAAGCGGUUAAAGCGUUGGGCGAUGGUGUUUUGGUUCAGCCGCGGAUUUGGGAGAAGAGUGAGAAGGACCGCUUGUAAGGAAAACCCUACCAUUCCGAUUCACUUUCCGGCGCCGACAAGGCCGUUGCUUGUUCUCUUGCCGCUUCUGCUGUUGAUGUUUGAUAUCUUCUCCGGUGGUGAUGGUCGUCGGAGAGGAGGGAUCAUUGGCAUUUUCGCGGAAGCCGGGGGAGGCGGCGGCGGUGGCGGCGGAUUUUGGGGUUUUCCCUCAUCUAGUGUUGGAUUGCCGGCUUCCAAUGUCGGAAUAGCUAUCGUCGUGACGGCCAUGGCCGGUCUCGCCUUGGCCGCCACCGUCGUCUACUCCCGUAGGGGAAGCCUAAAAUCACCAUGGUCUAGGAGGAGAAGGAAACAUGCCCUGCUGCAGAAACAGUGGAAGAGUUUCUUCGACACUGAUGGUAGGCUGUUAGAUGGGGGUGUUAAGUUUUUGAAGAAAGCCAGGAGUGGGGGUGUUGACCCAAAUAUACGGGCAGAGGUUUGGCCUUUCCUUCUUGGAGUCUAUGACGUGAAUAGUACAGAGGAAGAAAGAAAUUCCAUUAAAGCUCAGAAACGAAAAGAGUAUGUCAACCUGCGAAGACAGUGCCAACAACUUUUAAGUAGUAGUGAUAAGAGCUUCAAGUCGAAGGAAACUUCUGGAAAUGACAGCAAUGAGGACUCUGGUGAUUUUAGUCAAGUUGGGCAUUCCCGAGGUCUAGAAGAUGUUGUUAGUGGUGGGAGUUCCAUUUCCAUGGAGGAAUUGAGCCCAGCAUGCGAGGACAGGAACAGAGUUAGAGGUGCUGCUGCUCUUAAAGCGGACAAUUUGUUGGGGGGUCAGGACAGUGAUGAAGUUGCUGAUACUCUUAAAGCGGGCAAUUCCUUGGUUGAGCAUGAUGGUGAUCAUAGUGGAAUUGCCAAUGAGAACGCUUCUGAACCUGAAACAGCGUCAACUGAUUCUGAAUCUUCUGAAGACCCUGAGGAGACACAGCCUUUCAUUGCUCAGGAAGGAACAGAAAAAAGCUAUAUUGAUGAGGGUUCUGAAUGUUGUCAUCACAAGUCAGCUGGUACCUUGCUACCCCCUGCAUCUGAAGAUUUUGCAACGUGGCAAAGGAUCAUACGCCUUGAUGCUGUUCGGGCAAAUGGUGAAUGGCUUAUUUAUUCACCUUCUCAGGCCUCAGUAUCCGAGGUCAAGGCACGGCGAUUGGCUGAGAGUGUUGGACUAAAGGAUUAUGAUCAUCUGGAGCCUUGCAGGAUUUAUCAUGCUGCUCGUCUUGUUGCCAUCCUAGAAGCUUAUGCAUUAUAUGAUUCUGAGAUUGGUUAUUGUCAGGGGAUGAGUGAUUUACUUUCUCCAAUUAUCUCUGUGGUAGAGGAGGAUCAUGAAGCCUUCUGGUGCUUCGUGGGUUUCAUGCGAAAAGCUCGGCAUAAUUUCCGUCUUGAUGAGGUGGGGAUUCGUAGACAGUUGAACAUUGUGUCAAAAAUAAUAAAAUGCAAAGAUUCACAUCUGUACAGGCAUUUGGAAAAACUUCAGGCAGAGGAUUGCUUUUUCGUGUACAGAAUGGUGGUCGUUUUGUUCAGAAGAGAGUUAAAUUUUGAGCAGACCCUUUGCCUCUGGGAGGUAAUGUGGGCAGAUCAGGCAGCUAUCAGGGCUGGAAUAGCAAAAUCUGCGUGGGGAAGGUUGAGGAUGAGGGCCCCUCCAACAGAGGAUUUACUUCUUUAUGCCAUAGCAGCCUGCGUGUUGCAAAGAAGGAAGCUGAUCAUUGAGAAAUACAGUAGCAUGGAUGAAAUUAUGAGGGAAUGCAACAGCAUGGCUGGGAAUCUGGAUGUUUGGAAGCUUUUGGAUGAUGCUCAUGACUUGGUGGUGAACCUCCAUGAUAAGAUAUAGGACACUCUUACUGUCUUAGAAUAAUUUUCACGUUUUGUUACCCCUUUAGUUGAUGUUCCUCGUCCCUUUAACCUCAACCCGCUCCCACCUUUACAAAAUCUCUGCUGGCUUGUUGCUUCUUGUGAGAAAUGCCCUCUUAAAGCAGGGUAUUCAGCUUUCGUUCAUUUUCUGAUGCUAGUUAUUUAUAGCCUUAUAGGCAGUUGUUGUCUUGAGUAAAUUAUGAAAUCAUGGUGUAUUGCCUGCAAUCUGGGCACUGACUUGCUGACUGAAGUAGCGAUCUACCAAGCUUAGUUGUUUGAAAUGAUUCGCGGGUCUCAAGUACAAAAUCAUGUAUACUUGAGCAUUUAGCUCACCAAACACUAGUUUUGUGCAUUCAUUGGCAGUGGUCUUGA